Plasmodium knowlesi strain H is the source of this 1344-nucleotide messenger RNA. RefSeq names its product chromatin assembly factor 1 protein WD40 domain, putative. Gene Ontology annotation, biological process: regulation of gene expression. The record is from RefSeq and is a predicted model, not a curated record. Lineage: Eukaryota; Apicomplexa; Aconoidasida; Haemosporida; Plasmodiidae. The transcript has a single exon. Gene Ontology annotation, molecular function: histone binding. Bases 1 to 1344 code for a protein of 447 amino acids. Gene Ontology annotation, cellular component: nucleus.
AUGAACCCACAGCAGGAAAGCAAGAAGCGCAAGUCGGACGCACUGGACCAGGCAUGCCUGGAGCUGAGCGAGGAAGUAGAGAACUCGGACGAAGUUACAAAGAAAAAUGAAGAAAUAGAAGAAGAGGAUCUGGAAACACAGUUCAACAACUGGAAGGUGAAUAGCGGUUUACUGUAUGACUUUGUAAGCAGAAAGGAAUUGGAGUGGCCAUCCCUAUCCAUCGACUUCGGUGACUACCAUAAUGAGAACCAUGAAGACAAUGUGUUUAACCAAAUAGUGUGCGUAGGAACACAUACAUCUAAUAAAGAACCUAACUACCUGUACGUAUGUGACGUCCUCUUCCCGUUGGUACAACUACCACAAGAAAACUGCAUCUACAAAACGAAUGAAAAUUAUGAAGGGUUUGAUUUCUGUUCAGAAAAAAAAAAAUUUACUAUCCAGUCGAAAAUAGCACAUGAAGGAGAAGUCAACCGAAUCAAGUUCCUCCCUCUGGAAAAAAAAAACUUCGUUGUGACAAAAGCAAUUGAUGGAAAUCUACAUCUAUUUGAUAUUAAUAAACACAAAAUAGAAACAAGUGAUGAUAAAAUGAAUCCAGAAGUAUCUUUCGUUGGAAAUUCCUCAGAUGGCUUCGGACUAGAUUUCCAUGCAGAGAAAAAGUACGCCUUAACUUGUGGAAAUGAUGGAAUCAUUAAUCUCUAUGAUUAUACAGAUUUGAAUUCUAAAAAAGUUAAUCCUUUUUAUAAAGUGAAAUAUAAAUCACCCGUGAAUGAUGUGUGCGCAACGAACGAUCCGAACUUAAUUCUGGCUUGUGCAGAUGAUGGUUACAUUUUACUCUACGACAUCAGAAUCAAGGGAGAAGAACCCGCGCAACAGGUUCUAGGACAACAGGUAGCUGUUAACUGCAUCUCGUUAAAUAAGUUUACUGGACAUUUCGCAUCUGGAAGUGAUAAUGGAAAAAUAAAAAUUUGGGAUAUUAAAAGGUUUAGUGAACCACAACACAUUAUCCAUGCACAUAAAGAACCCAUCAUCCGACUGAACUUUUCGCCUAAUGAUUCGUCCAUCCUGGCAUCUGCAAGCACUAGUCGAUUUAUCAACAUUUAUAAUUUAACAAAAAUUGGUGAAGAACUGGAUGCUAUUGAUUUGUCUGAUGGUCCAUCUGAGUUGAUUUUUUCUCAUGGAGGACACACGCAACCAAUUACCGACUUCAACUGGAACCACCACAAGGAGCUCAAGAUGUUUAUAGGAUCUACAGGAGAGGACAACACACUGCAGUUCUGGCAACUCAGGACCGAGCUUCUGGACGAGGCCAAUACCGUUCCAACGUCCAACACAGACGUGGAGUAA